This is a messenger RNA of Ostertagia ostertagi, 801 nucleotides long. Lineage: Eukaryota; Metazoa; Nematoda; Chromadorea; Rhabditida; Trichostrongylidae. The record is from the annotation of a GenBank genome assembly.
AUGCUUCCUCAAGCACUGUUGCUAGUCGCGCUUGUGCCGCUGAGCUCGGCGUUCCUGUUUGACCUCCUCAACCAGUUGGGCCUUGGCGGUGGUGGAGGUAUGGGUGGUGGAGGUAUGGGUGGCGGGUAUUCUGCUCCAGCUGCUCCCAUGUACUCUGCUCCAGCUCCUCCUGCCUACCCUCCUCCGCAACCAAUGUACCCUCCUCCUGCACCGCCCUGUCAAGCACCACAACCACCACCGUACCAUCCACCGGCUCCUCAACCAAUGAAGCCUAUGUAUAAUAUGAUGCCUCAACAAAAUUACCAACCGCCUCAGCAAAUGUAUCACCCUCCACCUAUGCCAAAGUAUCAUCCCCCUCCUCAGCCAAUGUAUCACCCUCCACCCCAGCCAAGGUAUCAACCUCCUCCUAUGCCGAAGUAUCAGCCCCCACCACAGCCACGCUACCCUUCGCCACCACAACCCAUGGGCUACGCUAAGCCACCCCCUCCACCACCUCCACCAUCCGAUGGCUACGUCAGUGGUGGCGGUUACAGACGACACAGGACUAAGAGAUCCGAUAAGCUCAACGAAAUCAGCAGCGACCUCGAGUGCAACAAUUCCAUGCUUAAGAAGAUCAUGAAGAAGGUAAUGACCGACGACGAAGACGAAUCGCGGACGAACAUUAGCGCUGCCAUCCGAGGAGCGGACGGUCAACUGGCCGUGUUCUGCACAUCGGGCCCAUCAAAGUUCACGAUUUCGGCCAAUGUCGAAUUCUGUGCUGUGAAGAACGACAAACUUACUUGCUAUGCUUUCUCAUUCUAG